Molecule: messenger RNA, 852 nt
Organism: Camelina sativa (false flax)
Lineage: Eukaryota; Viridiplantae; Streptophyta; Magnoliopsida; Brassicales; Brassicaceae
Source: RefSeq, a predicted model, not a curated record
AUGAAGAGCAAUAUAGAGAAGACCAUUCAUACUGUAUUCUCUGGUUUAAAUCCUUCACAUGCAUGUGGCUUUGAACAGACUGGUUUCCUGGAUAUAUGGGAAGCAGCUACGUUAUCUAUUGAGAGAGAAGUAAACAAAGCUUCUUCUUCUACAAUGUUGACGAAGGACAAAACAACGAAAUUGUUGUCGGUGAGAAACCGAAGAUGUUUCAAGAAACUCUCUUCCGUAUCAAAGAAGACAACAAAUCUUGCUAUGAGAGAACAGACCAUGUUUAAGAAAGCCUCGGAGCUUUCAAUCCUGUGCGAUGUCGAGGUCUGUGUUAUAUACUACAACCGUGACGGAGAACUCGUCAGGACAUGGCCGGAAGAUCAAUCCAAGGUUCGAGACAUGGCAGAGAGAUUCAGCAAACUAAGCGAUAGAGAGAGACGCAAGAAAAGCACAAACCUUUCUCAGUUUCUGAAUAAGAAGAAGACGACCCUCAAAUACAAGAAGAAGACAUCUUUUGAUAUCACGGAGGACAACAAAUUCUCUGAGAAACUUUUGGAGAUGGAGGCUUCGUUAGAGAGUUCUCUACGGGUGUGUCAAGAUCAGCUUCUUCGGGUGUUACAGAACCAGACGAAACCCCCCGAUCAGAACCCUCCUCCUGUGGUGUCUUCCGCCGGCUUCUUCACACCAGAUCCAUCAUUGAUGAGCGGAACAGAGCAAUACCUAUCGACCCCAUCAUUGACUCAACAACAUCAGAGCAAAGUUUCAGUCUUUCUCUAUAACCAUGACAACGGUAGCUUCUGUCAACUCCCUGACUCCUCUGUUUCUACCUUUGACCCAUCGACGAUGUUAGAUUAUGUGUUUUGA